GUUUGUACUUGCUGACGUCCGGUACAGAAUUAACGUUGCACCUCGGAGCUUCCACUGAAACAAGCGAACUCAUUCAGGCUUUCUGUUUGAAGGCUGAUCGUUUAAAGAUAAAAGAUGUUUUUGACCAGAUCGGAAUAUGACAGAGGUGUAAACACAUUCUCACCAGAAGGAAGAUUGUUUCAGGUUGAAUAUGCCAUAGAGGCAAUAAAACUUGGCUCCACCGCCAUCGGUAUUCAGACAUCAGAGGGAGUGUGUCUGGCUGUGGAGAAGAGGAUCACCUCUCCACUCAUGGAGCCCAACAGCAUUGAGAAGAUCGUGGAGAUUGACAGUCACAUUGGUUGUGCCAUGAGUGGUCUAAUAGCUGAUGCUAAGACUCUGAUUGACAAAGCAAGAGUGGAAACACAGAACCACUGGUUCACCUACAAUGAGACGAUGACGGUGGAAAGCGUGACUCAGGCUGUGUCCAACCUGGCGCUGCAGUUCGGAGAGGAGGACGCCGACCCUGGGGCCAUGAGCCGACCCUUUGGUGUUGCAUUAUUGUUCGGGGGAGUGGAUGAAAAAGGACCCCAGCUGUACCACAUGGACCCUUCAGGAACCUUUGUGCAGUGUGACGCCCGGGCUAUCGGUUCUGCAUCAGAGGGAGCACAAAGCUCUCUGCAAGAGGUUUACCACAAGUCCAUGACAUUAAAAGACGCCAUCAAGUCCUCUCUGACCAUCCUGAAGCAGGUGAUGGAGGAGAAGCUCAACGCCACCAAUAUUGAGCUGGCGACAGUAGAGCCCGGUAAGACCUUCCACAUGUACACCAAAGAGGAGCUGGAGGAAGUAAUCAAGGACAUCUAGAGUAGAGAACUCUUGGUGGGAGUUCUGGGCU
Messenger RNA from Xiphophorus hellerii (green swordtail), 871 nucleotides. RefSeq names its product proteasome 20S subunit alpha 5 (gene psma5). The record is from RefSeq and is a predicted model, not a curated record. Gene Ontology annotation, biological process: proteasome-mediated ubiquitin-dependent protein catabolic process. The transcript has 10 exons. Gene Ontology annotation, cellular component: proteasome core complex, alpha-subunit complex; proteasome core complex. The coding region runs from base 115 to 840 and encodes 241 amino acids. NCBI's taxonomy places the organism in Eukaryota, Metazoa, Chordata, Actinopteri, Cyprinodontiformes, Poeciliidae.